CAGGGAGGAGGAGACCCGGCUCCCUGAGGAGGAGAGAGCGCAGAGGCCAAAGGCCUGGGUGAGCGUGGGUAGCAUCUGCACCUCUCUGUGCCAAGAGAGUCCACAGAUCUCUGGGGACUAGGGUCUUCAUAGCCCCUUCCAAGAGCUGAAGAGCCUUUGUGAUAUCAGCGGUUGAUGGGGGGCAGGCUUCCACAGCCGGCCCUGAAGAGUAGCAGUGGCCGCACAGCCAUUCACAUGGAACACCCACCCAGGGGUGAAGGAAACACUGAGACGCAGAGGAAUCAAGCAGAGCUCUGCCAGCAAGAGCUCAUCAACCCACUACAAAGACAGAUGCAUCCACAGGUCCCUGGCUGUCGGGCCCCAGUACUCAUCUCUGGGGACGCAGCCCAUCCUCUGCGCCAGCAUCCCAGGCCUGGUCCCCAAGCAGCUGCGUUUCUGCCGGAACUAUGUGGAGAUCAUGCCCAGUGUGGCAGAGGGCAUCAAGAUCAGCAUCCAGGAGUGCCAACACCAGUUCCGUGGCCGCCGGUGGAACUGCACCACUGUCAACAACAGCCUGGCCAUCUUUGGCCCUGUGCUGGACAAAGCCACCCGGGAGUCAGCCUUUGUGCACGCCAUCGCUUCCGCCGGCGUAGCCUUCGCUGUGACACGCUCGUGCGCCGAGGGCUCCGCUGCCAUCUGCGGCUGCAGCAGCCGCCACCAGGGCUCGCCCGGUGAGGGCUGGAAGUGGGGCGGCUGCAGUGAGGACAUCGAGUUCGGAGGGAUGGUGUCUCGGGAGUUCGCAGACGCGCGGGAGAACCGACCAGACGCUCGCUCCGCCAUGAACCGCCACAACAAUGAGGCUGGGCGCCAGGCCAUCGCCAGCCACAUGCACCUCAAGUGCAAGUGCCAUGGGCUCUCGGGCAGCUGUGAGGUGAAGACCUGCUGGUGGUCGCAGCCCGACUUCCGUGCCAUUGGUGACUUCCUCAAGGACAAGUAUGACAGCGCCUCGGAGAUGGUGGUGGAGAAGCACCGUGAGUCGCGCGGCUGGGUGGAGACCCUGCGGCCACGCUACACCUACUUCAAGGUGCCCACAGAGCGCGACCUGGUCUACUACGAGGCCUCGCCCAACUUCUGUGAGCCCAACCCCGAGACGGGAUCCUUCGGCACGCGCGACCGCACCUGCAACGUGAGCUCCCACGGCAUAGAUGGCUGCGACCUGCUGUGCUGUGGUCGCGGCCACAACGCACGCACCGAGCGGCGUAGGGAGAAGUGCCACUGCGUUUUCCACUGGUGCUGCUACGUGAGCUGCCAGGAGUGCGCGCGCAUCUACGACGUGCACACCUGCAAGUAGUGGGCGCCGCACCGGGCUGGGGGUCCUCCCGGUGGCGGCGGGGGGACUCCUCCAUGGAUGGGGCGGGGCUCUGGGAUGGAGCUCCUGGAGGGUGGCGGGGUCCUCCGUGGUAGGGCAGGGGUGAGGCUCAUGAGUGGGAUGGAGUUCUUCCCGACAGGUGUGGGGCCCUU
This is a messenger RNA of Lagenorhynchus albirostris (white-beaked dolphin), 1500 nucleotides long. It is a transcript of the gene WNT3A, whose product is annotated as Wnt family member 3A. Gene Ontology annotation, biological process: multicellular organism development; cell fate commitment; neuron differentiation. The record is from RefSeq and is a predicted model, not a curated record. The coding region runs from base 458 to 1330 and encodes 290 amino acids. Gene Ontology annotation, cellular component: extracellular region. The transcript is spliced from 5 exons. Gene Ontology annotation, molecular function: cytokine activity; frizzled binding. NCBI's taxonomy places the organism in Eukaryota, Metazoa, Chordata, Mammalia, Artiodactyla, Delphinidae.